Molecule: messenger RNA, 6191 nt
Organism: Alosa alosa (allis shad)
Lineage: Eukaryota; Metazoa; Chordata; Actinopteri; Clupeiformes; Clupeidae
Product: xin actin-binding repeat-containing protein 1
Exons: 8
Coding region: 69-5471 (1800 amino acids)
Biological process (GO): actin filament bundle assembly; actin cytoskeleton organization
Cellular component (GO): actin cytoskeleton; stress fiber; plasma membrane
Molecular function (GO): actin filament binding
Source: RefSeq, a predicted model, not a curated record
UGUCUUGUGAUGCAGCUAGAAAAAGCACACGGAAGCAUACUUACGGAGGACAGCUUGAAUGUAAAGGGAUGGAAGUGAAGAGUAUUCUGAGGAGGACACAGUCCCUGAGGAGUGUUCACACCGAGAGGACACUGUCAGUGACUGAGGUGGGACUCCGGGACAGAAAGAAGUCUGUCUCUGAGCUGGUGGCAGAAUAUCGGUUCACUUCUAAAGGAAAGGCACCUAUAUCAGAACAUGAAAAACAAGAGAACACUCCAGCAUUUGUGCCUCCUGUGCUUGCCCCUGCUCCUGUCCCUGAGCCAACGGUGGACCCCGAAGUGGAGUCCCCUGUUGCCAAGGUGCGGAACAGCAUUGUGAGGGAGCGCUCCAGGUCCCUGAGUGAGAGGCAGCCACAGCCUCUCUCCCGUGCCAAGUCCAUGGAGAGCCUGCCUCGUGGCACGGGGGCACCGGGGGGCACCAGUGCGCUCAAGGCCCUCUUUGAAUCUAAGGUCAUGACCCCGAGAGAGCUGAAGCACGGGGGCAAGUCCCCCCUCAACAGCCUGCGGGUGAGCAGGGACGCACAGGUUAAGGCUGAGGCUGAGGAAGUGGUUGAGAAAGUAAAUGAAGUGAAGAAGAACAAUUCCCAUGAUCCCCCUCCACUCAUGAGUCAGGCAGAGGAGGCAACCCCAAAGGUUGUGAGAAGGAGCCGUCCAGAAAGACGCCAGACUGUGUCUGGCGUAUACCUUGACAGGACUUCACAAACAUCAGAUGAUAAAGAGAAGAGGAGAUCUCUUGCCGACUUUGGAUGGGAGAAAUCAUCCAUUUCUGUCAAAGCCAUAUCUGCACUCUUUCAGUCAAAAGCGGCAGCUGUGGAAACCUCAGGAAAUCAAGGAAUGGAUUCAUUCAGCCCAUCUGGAAAGAGACCUAAAGGAAUUAAGAUGACAGAAGAUUCCCAAGCUUCUAAAAGUGACCUUUCAGAGACACACCUGACAGACGAUCCUUUACAGUUUGCUGCCAAAAGACCUCAGGCUCACAGUGCAAACAUGACCCAAAACCCUAUGCGCCCAUGCCUCUCACCCACCCCUCCUUCCAAAGAGGCAUUUUCCGCAUUAUACCAGCAGCGUCAGAAAUGCGAGCUCAAGCGUCUCCUCAAGCACACUUGCCCUGAGCUAAAGAGCUUGGAUGGGGUGGUGGACGAGGAGCUUGCUGAUGUCUUGAGGUCUGAGAGCACAGCUGAGGACACUGGAUACCAGGGAGAGGUUCUGUCAAGGCGCUGGAUAUUUGAGAACUGUGCUUUCGAGAAUGUAGGGGACCCCAAUGACUCAAAAACACACUUAGAGGGAGAGGGGUGGGUCACCUGGGAAGAGCAGAAAAGGGCCCCCCCUAGAGUUGUGCAAUCUAUGGCAAGACCUAUGAGUUCUGGAACAACCUUGUCCCCAGUGGAAUGUCCUCUGAACCAAUCACAGUCACAUCCUCUGUUGGCCUCAGAAAUAAUUUCAAGAGAUCAAACAGAUAGCAAUGUUGAGGAAGAAAAAAUGGCUGAUGUUCGCUCCACACGAAUGAUGUUUGAGUCUCAGAAAAUCCCCAAACACAUGGAUAGCCUUGAGAAUGCCUCAACAAUGAAAGUAGUUGUCUCACAAGAUGAAAAAGGAGCAGUUAAAAAACAAAUGAAAGUUUUUACCUCAAACAAUCAAAAGGAUUUUAAUAAGACAAAAACAGUAAUGGAAAAACAAAUUACUGACCACGUUGCUGACAGUUCUGCAGAUGCACAGCAAGAUGGUACUGAUGUGUACAUGGGCAUCUCAAAAGUUAAAGAUGUCUUUGAGAGAAAAUCAUCUGGUCAAACAGUCUCCCGUGUUAUGGGCAAAGAAAACACUGGAUUUGUUUUUGGAAAAUACUUAGAAAACACAUAUCUCAAAGAGGGAGGGAAAAGACAAAGUGGAGACAUCUCUUUGCAGAAUAGCUUGGCCACUCUGGAGAAUAUCAGUGCUCAAGAGGAAAUACAAAAGGCAAAUGUAAAGGACAGGGCCCACCUAUUUGAAUCCACACCAUUUCACAAAAUUAACUGUCGAGAUGGAGUAGAUAUAACAGAUGUGAGUAUGAAUGAAAGGCUAAAAUCUCUUUACAACUUUAGUGUCAUUCAUUCGAAUGGCAUCAUAGUUGAAUCUUUUGAGCCUGGCACUGCUAAAAAAGCCACAUACAACUUUACCACUGGGCACUGUCCACAAAUUCAGACAGAGGAGAUCAUUACUGGUAACAUAAAGAAUAUUCUACUUCAGAUUUUACCCAGGGCAAACCUCACGGCAUGUGUAAACUUUAUCAAGGAAGACGAACAGGGAAAUGUGGAGAUUAAGAAUAUAGAUGUGCCCAUCCACCAGCUCCCAUUUACAGCACACCAAGACAGAGAAUACAGAACAGUCAAUUUGGUUCAAGUUAUUGAGGAUCUUCUCAACAUAGAUAACUCAUUGAAAAAGGGCGUUAUUAUCCAAGAGGCUUCCCACGAAGGCACUCAAGUCUCUGUUUACUCACUCUUCAGUCAUGAGGAACUAGAAAUUAAGGGAUUUUUUCCACUGCAGGAAACCACAGAGGAACAAAUGGAGAUAAGCAGCCUUGAGGAGGCUGAUGAAGAAGUUAAAGGAGAUGUUAAAGGAACCAUUAAAAGCCUCCUGGCAAAUGCCCAGGACAAAAUGGGACCUGGCCCACGCAAAGUUGAGGAAAGUGAGCGUGGGAACGUGGAACUGUUCAGAAAGUGCAUUGAGAAAGGAGAUUUGGAAUACCUUAAGAGCCUCCAGAAAACACCAUCUGAAGAGGAACUGAACUCCGCUGAGGAAGCAAAGAGUCCCAUAAUGGAGGACAAUGCCACAGAGAGCAUUUCAGGCAAUGUGAAGAACAUCAAAAAUAUUUUCUCCUGUCAAGGUGAUGUGCCCAACCCAAAGACCAGGACAUUCCACAAAGGAAACAAUUCAGUAUCAAACACUACAAUAACAUCUCCACCAGAUGAAACCACAAACAAGAAAACUACAGAUGAAGACAGUUACUCAAUGCAAUGUGUGAAAAUACCUGAUGUUUCUUUGCAGGACUCAUCAGUUAUCAAAGCAAGUAGACCUACUACACAAGAUGAAAUCCAGGAUGAAGGUAAAAUCCUGCAAGCAGAGUUGAUGGUGGAGGCAGUAGAGGAUGACCUUAGCAAUCUUCAGGCAGCCAUUUUAAGUCUUCAACAAGCCACAAUGGAGGCAAAAACACUUCAGCAUAGCAUUCAAGAGAAACAAGAGGCAAGAGUAAAACAAGAAAAGACUCACAUCACAGACAGGGACAGUUUCAUUGACCAGGAAGGUAUCUUGCCUUCUGAGUCACAGCAGUUAGACAACAGCAUUCCAGUUAGCCAAACUAGCAUCCCAGUUCAAGACAAACAUACAUCUUCAUCAGAUUCUGAAAUGGUGGGUAUCACUGUAGAGAAGAAAGGGAUGCCACAGGAAUCAAAGUCUUUGGAACACCAAACUGAAGGUCAAUGGGAGACGUGUGAGACUACAGAGGACAGUAAUGUGAUGGUGAUUAAGAAAGGCCAUCUUCAGGAAACUAUCAGUUUCUUACAGAGCAGUGCAAGUGAGCUCCCACAUGAGGAGGAAAAAGAGGAAAUCGUAAAAGGCAACAUCAAGGCAGCACUCAAGUCCUUGGGCCAGUCCAGUUUAAAUGUUACCCAAGGUGAUUUCAGAGCUGCAAUGAUUUACAAGAAAGCUGGAAAGUCAUAUGAGCAAAGAAAAAAGACAGUGAACACAGAGAGUGCAGUUAAAAAAAGUGAUGAGUUAGUGACCUCAUCUGAUGACAGCAACGCAAUUCCCACUGCGUCAGCCCCAGUCGAUGAACAGGUGGCUAUCAUCGCAUCUAAUGAAGCUUCUGCAGCAGUCGCCCAUUCAACUCAGUGUAAAAUGGAACCACCUGAGUGCAUAAACGACAAAGGACAAAAUACUGCUACUUCAAAAAAGUCCAAGCGAAAGGGUAAGAAGAAUCCAGGCCCAAAGCCGGCAAUUCCUCCUAAGCCGGAUCACCUGAAAGCAAAACCCGCUGCUGAUAAAGAAAGCAUGUUAUUGUCGUCACAAAGUAUUGGACAGCAUGAGGAAAGAAAAGAAGUGCCAGAAACUCUUAAAGAACUUGAAACUGAGAAAAAGCUCCUACCUCAGUCAGGACCACCUCAGUCACCUCAGUCAGGACCACCUCAGUCAGGACCAAUGUCUUACAAAGACGCCCUUUGCAAGGGUAUGAUGAAAUGCCCAGAUGGCAGGGAUACUGCACACCAUGAAAGCACAGGAACACCACAGACCCUUCCAUGUGACACUACUGAAAUAAAGACAUCUGACAGUUUGGAGAGGGAUGAAGUUGUAAAACAGGCAGACCUUGAGAAAAGAAAAGAAGUUAAUGUCAUCAGCAAUAACCCAGAGGAAGAGACUGUUUCCCAACAAGAAACACAGACAGCCAAUAGUUCUCAUAAGGGAUUACAGGGUUCUUCUGCUGCUUCACAAGUCAUCAAUGAGUUUGUGUCAGGAUUUCAAGCAGAGCUGCACACAUUUGGUCCAUCUGAUCAAAAUGUGAACAAAACCAAACCUGUCAAGCCAAAACGGAUGAAAAUGGCCAAAGACAACAUUGUUGAUCCAACACAGUUGUCUACACCACAGCAAUGCAACAGCACUAUUUCAGCAUGCUGUGUUGAAUCUUAUCCAGCUACAAAUGAUGGACAGAAAUCUGAAGAAUGUAAAGUAGUAAUGAGGGAAAAGAAAGUGAAGAAAGAAAGUGAGGAAGAAAGAAUUCAGAGGCUGUCAGUUCACAGGGAUGAGAUCAUGCGAGGGAAUGUGACGACAGCAAUGGAGAUUUUCGAUAACCUGCGCAAACAAGAGGAGCUAAAAAUCCUCCUAUCGAAGGUUGAAGAGAUUGAGGAAGACACUAAUCAAGUUGAUGUGAAGGCAAUGAGGAGAAUCUUUGAGAAUGUUCCGGACUGGGUUAGAAUAACACCGAAGAAACUAAAACCAAAACAGGCAAAGACUGCGGCAAAAUGUAAAUCUCCAACUAAAGGACCAGAGAUUUCUUCCAUGGAGCUGGCAUUUGGUGACCUUGAGAAAGCAAGCGCUGAGAUUUUGAAUUUGAAAGAGCAAACCCUGGCGAAACUUAUGGAUAUAGAAGAAGCUAUAAGAAAAGCUCUCCUCUCAGUAUCCACGUUGAAGUCAGAGUCAGACAUUGCUGGGCUGUCUGGCUUGUUCAAGGAAUCUAUGGUGUCGGCCCCGGUCUCUCAGUCCUGCAGCAACAUCCGUACAAUCAGCAUUGGCUCCAGUAAAUCCCAAAAGGCCCUCAGGCAAAAGAAGCAAGCAGCUCACGUGAACCAAAUCUCCAGCUCUCCUGGCACGACUGAGGUGAGACAGACACCAAAACUUGAGAUCCCAGCCGCCAAACACAGAGCUGGUUCGCCAUCCUCUCCCUUUUUAUCUCAAUACAGUCCGGUGUGAGGAGGGAGUCUGACCCUUCUAGUCCCACUCAGUCGCCAACAAAUAGUCCGCAACAGCAUAGUGCAAAAUCAGAGAGAUUCCAGUCUACAAAGGAUCUGGUCGUCAAUAGUGGCAGAGCAGAAGAGAGCAUCAUGGGUAAAAAGAAUGAAUGCCCAUACAUUACUAAGUCUCUUAGUCUCAUGGACAACCCUUUUAAUCUACAUCAAGUCAAUGUGCUCGGGUACAAACAUUGCCCAAGGGAGAAAGAGUCACUGGGAAGAAAACAAUUAAAGAAGAUUACGAGAAAACAGACUUCUUCGGAAACAAAUAUUGCUCCGCAAAGACCUCCACAGUGGUGACCACUAAGCCAGAGAGUAACACGACAUCCAGCUGCCAGACAGUUACCAGCUUGGCAAGAUCAGAGGUUGUGAAAUACCCCAAAGUAAACUUACCAACCUUCAGAGAGGAUAGGCCUCCAUUGUAAAAAGCUCCAUUGUAAAGCUGUUAUUACAUUAUUACUGAGAUUUUAAGGGAGGAACACUCACAAGACAGUGGAGUUUUGUUACAGUACGCUGUCUCCAGACUUAUACAAACACUCUAGUGUAAUGAUUGCAUUUGUUCAGUAUGUCUUUUUUUACAUUUAUACCAUUUCAUAUUUCAUCGUUUCGUUUUUCAUCUCUCCUUCAGAUUUUGGCUUGUGUAUUUUUUCUCAAAUAAUAAAAAUGAUUGUGAAAAACAUGA